UAUGUAACACAUUCUAUAACAUAGAAAAAUCUAAAGUGUAAAGAUUUAAGCAUCCAUUGACCCAAUGUCAAUGCUAUAGUCUCCCUUAUUUUCCUUCCCAAAUCCCACUUACUACAUAUAGUCCACCAUUCUCUCUUCUCAUCACUAGUCAACUUUCCUCUCACUUUCUCCACCACCCAAUAAUCUUCAAAACCCACCAAACUAAUAAUUUGAAUUUCUUCUUUCAUUUAAAUUUAUUUGAUCAUUAAUUAUUCUAUACCAAAAAACACAUAAAACUUCAUCGUAGAGAAAAAAAGAAGGUGGCAAUCUAUUCUCAUAAAGAAGAAUACGGUUAAAGAGUCCGUCGACUAUAGAAGGAUCCUUAAAAAAAUUCUAAAAAAAAGAUUCCUACAACCAAAUAGACCGUAUGAAGCUGAAUCAACAAAAACUACAUAAAACUUAAUUAUACUUUUCUUUUCCAUUCAGGUUGUAAAAAUUAAAUUUUUUUCUCAAAAGUAAAAAAAAUUUUUAAGUACCAGACUAACUGAUAAGUAAUUAAUAAUUUAUAAUUUUUAUUAUUUGAAAUAGGAAAGCACUCAUCUUGGGGAGGGCUACUACUUAGAUGCUUUCAUUAGCUAUUCACCUAAGCUCUGUAAUAUCUCUUGUUGGAUUGGGUUGCCUUUUGUAUUUCAUCUUCAACCAUUCAGUUGAAUAUCCAAAGCAUCAGACGGUGGUUGUGUUCUUUAAUUCGACGGCUAAGAUUGGUCAGACUGAUGAUGAUUAUAUCUGUGCUACGUUGGAUUGGUGGCCUUCUGAUAAGUGUGAUUAUGGUUCUUGUAGUUGGGGCAUGGCCUCUCUUCUCAAUCUGGAUUUGAACAACACAAUUUUGUCAAAUGCAGUGAAAGCAUUUGCUCCCCUGAAAAUCAGAAUGGGCGGAACACUACAAGAUAAGUUAACUUACCAAACGGACGAGGAACAAUCUUGUAAUCCAUUUGUCCGGAACAGCUCUCAACUUCUUGGUUUCUCGGAAGGUUGUUUGCCUAUGGCUCGAUGGGAUGACCUUAACAGGUUCUUCAAAGAAACCGGGACGAACACUUUGGUAUUGUACCAUUGGAGGCAAUGGCAGCCUAUAAGCCCGUCAUUGCUUGUAACAGUGGAGGACCUACAGAAACCGUUAAGCACGAAGUCACAGGAUUUCUCUGUGAUCCUACUCCACAGGGGUUCUCGUUAGCUAUGGGCAAAUUCAUUCAAGACCCUGAUUUAGCACAAAGAAUGGGGGAGUGUGCCCGUCAGCAUGUCGUAGAGUCGUUUUCAAACAAGGUUUUCGGCCAGUAUUUGAACCAAUAUAUUGUCGACAUCGUUAGAGGGAAACUUGAUUGAUAAUGUAGGAACUAUUUCCAAUCGAGCAUAGGUCAGAAGUUUUGCGUAUCCCGAGUCUGUAAAGUAGAUACCUCGUAUAACAUAUGUAUGUUGAUACUUGAUAGUUGAUUCACGAAACACAAGUUGAAUGAUUUGAUUUUGUGUUGUUUAAUGAUAGGAAAUUUGCGGGAGAGUUAUUUUUGAAGAGAUGAAUUGGUUAAUUUCAUCGUUCUUUUUAAAUUUGACAUAAUUUUCAAUUA
This is a messenger RNA of Amaranthus tricolor (Joseph's coat), 1598 nucleotides long. Its product is annotated as heparanase-like protein 3. The coding region runs from base 602 to 1210 and encodes 202 amino acids. Gene Ontology annotation, molecular function: beta-glucuronidase activity. Gene Ontology annotation, cellular component: membrane; plant-type cell wall. The record is from RefSeq and is a predicted model, not a curated record. The transcript has 4 exons. NCBI's taxonomy places the organism in Eukaryota, Viridiplantae, Streptophyta, Magnoliopsida, Caryophyllales, Amaranthaceae.